Molecule: messenger RNA, 1763 nt
Organism: Copidosoma floridanum
Lineage: Eukaryota; Metazoa; Arthropoda; Insecta; Hymenoptera; Encyrtidae
Product: monocarboxylate transporter 12
Biological process (GO): transmembrane transport; monocarboxylic acid transport
Molecular function (GO): monocarboxylic acid transmembrane transporter activity
Source: RefSeq, a predicted model, not a curated record
AUGAAGACAACAACGACUGCGAUGCAACAACAGCAGCCGAUCAUGAGGCAAGUGCCGCCCGACGGCGGCUGGGGCUGGCUCGUCCUUUGCGCCGCGGUGACGAUCAACGUCCUGGUUUCCGGGACCGUUAAAUCCUUCGGGGUCCUAUUUUUGGAGUUUCUCAGGGUUUACCACACUACCCCGACCGAGGCGUCCUGGGUAACGGCCCUCUGCUACUUUCUUUACUAUUUUCUCGGUCCACUGUCGAGUUACCUGUCGAUCAAGUACUCGUACAGGACAGUCACGAUGAUCGGGGGAUUUUUCGCCUCCAGCGGCCUCAUGCUCAGUUUCUUCGCCAAUUCCGUGACUUAUCUGUACUUCAGUUACGGAAUAAUGAUGGGAAUCGGAGCGGGCUUGUGUUACCCCGUGACGAUAUACAUCGUGAGCGAGUACUUUGAGCGUAGACGCGGCCUCGCGACCGGACUCUGCAUAUCGGGCAGCACAAUAGGCACGGUCGUGCUGUCGCCUCUCCUCCAGUUCCUCAUCACCAAGUUGGGUCACAGAUACACCGUCCUGAUCUUGGGUGGCCUCGUGGCAACGACGAUGAUAUGCGCCUUAUUCUACCACCCGGUCGAGCGGCACAUGAAGCUCGUACCUGCAAACGACCCCGAGAACCAGCAGCAGCGACAACAACAACAACAACAACAACAACAACAACCGCAAUCGCCCAGCAAAACGGCGAGCGAAAAGGACACGGACGGACUGUCCUCGCGUCGGAGCAGCGUCAUCUCCAACGUCGAGUCCAUCACCGCCGACCCACGCCACGACCUCAGGGUCAGCCUCAUGAGGAAGAAGCUCUUCAAAAAGCAGAUUAGCCAGAUAUCGAGCGUGAGCGACGAGGUGGGCGCGGAUGGUGGUGGUGAGAGCCCCGGGGAGCCCCCGAUAUUCCAGUGGUCGAUCCUGCGCAACCCGCUCUACCUGAUAAUCCUCGUCUCGAACUCGGCCUCGGUCAUCAGCAACACCAACUUCAUGAUCCUCCUGCCGGCGUACGGCGUCUCGGAGGGCUUCAGCGGCGACCGCUCGGCCCUCCUCCUCUCGGUGGUCUCGCUCUUCGACCUCAUCGGCCGAAUCGGCGGCGCCAGCCUCUCGGACCUGAACCUCGUGCCGAAGCACUACUACUUCGUCAGCGGCCUCGGCUUGAGCGGCAUCGCCCUGGCCCUCGUCGCCGGCUCCGUCGGUGAUUACUACAAGCUGGCCGGGCUCUGCGGCCUCUUCGGCCUCGCCUCGGGCCUGUACAUCGGCACGACGGCCGUGGUCCUCGCCGACAUGCUCGGCCCCGAGAACCUAACCUCCUCGUACGGUAUCACCCUGUGCGUCGGCGGGGCUCUGCAGCUCGUCGGCCCGCCCGUUUGUACUCUGGCGUACGAGCGGAUCGGGUCGUUUCGCCCGAUUUUCCUCGCCCUCGGGCUCCUCCUCGUGCUCGGGGCUGCCUUCUGGACCCUCUUGCCGCUCGUCAGGAGGAACAAUGCUGCCGGGGCGUCGAAGAAGAGUCCCGUGGCCACGGCUUGACCGCACGCACCACGGGACGAUACCGUUGCACGGAUGGUUUUUUAUUUAUAUCUGCAGGGAAUUCGAAAAUCUCUGAUGUUUUCUUGUAAAUAUCACGUAUAUACUUACAAAUAGGCCAAUCUGGGGAUUUAUAGCGAGAUAUACAUGGCUUGUACAAACAACGUUGUUUUGGUUGUAUGUAUAUAUACAUAUUUAUGUAUAUGAAAUUGUGACUA